Molecule: messenger RNA, 2648 nt
Organism: Jaculus jaculus (lesser Egyptian jerboa)
Lineage: Eukaryota; Metazoa; Chordata; Mammalia; Rodentia; Dipodidae
Gene: Cbln3
Product: cerebellin 3 precursor
Exons: 3
Coding region: 665-1483 (272 amino acids)
Molecular function (GO): protein binding
Source: RefSeq, a predicted model, not a curated record
CCCCGCUCCUCCCCAGCGCGGGCCUGAGCUCGGCCCGCCUCCCGCUCCCUCCUCCCUGACGCCGACCUGCGUGGGGACCUGCCCUCCGGGUCACUGCGGGACCCACCCCCUUGGCCAGCAGUUCCCGGGGGCCCUAGCUCUCCAGCGUGUGCCUACUCACUCGCCCCUCCCUCCUCCCCUCUCUCUCUGUAGUCCAGGCUGGCCUCGAACCCAGGCUGACCUGGAAUUCACUAUGUAGUCUAAGGUUGGCCUCGAACUCACAGUAAUACUCCUACCGCUGCCUCCCAAGUGUUGGAAAUGAUGGCGUGCACCACCACGUUCUUAAGCUUUCUGCACUGUUGAAAGUUCCAAAGAGGAAAACAGUGGUGAUCUUGACCCAAACACUUCAGUCGUGGGGAAAACUAGAGCAUCUCUUCUAACAAGCGGGAAGAUUCCACAGAAGACUGCUUGCUGAUUUGUUAGGGGAUUGAUGAGAAGACCGAGGAGCAAGGGACACACACACACCCCUAGUUCUCCAUCAUCCAGGAUCCAGCUUCCCUUGCUAGUACAACCUGGAGUUUGCAUGUAGCCCUUGUGUCCUGUUUUCACCCUCUGCUCCCUCCCAAAGCCCAACUGCUGUCACUUCACACUCUGCCAAGGGGAGGGAACUGCAGUGACAGCAGGAAUGAGGAGUGAGGCAGGGCAGGGCUGUGGGCACAAGCAGGUAUGGAGAGGGAGGUGCCUAAGCCAGGUGACAUUAAGACCCAAAAAGAGGACAGAGGAGCAGGGUAAGGGGUGGUCAAAGCCUGAGAUAGAGGAGGACCAAAACCAGCCAAAAGGGGGGCAGAAGAUGGGACACUGCGUGUUACAGAGGCACUCUGCCAUGUUGGGGGCAAAAUGGGACUGGCUACCAGGUCUCCUACCCAGCCCCAGGCUGCCCUUGACCCUGGUGCUUCUGGCUCUAGGAGCGGGGUGGGCCCAGGAGGGGUCAGAACCUGUUCUGUUGGAGGGUGAAUGUCUAGUGGUGUGUGAGCCAGGUCGGGCUAUUGCCGGGGGGCCUGGGGGAGCAGCCCUGGGAGAGGCUCCCCCAGGACGAGUGGCAUUUGCUGCAAUCCGAAGCCAUCACCAUGAGCCGGCAGGGGAGACCAGCAACAACGGCACCGGUGGGGCCAUCUACUUCGAUCAGGUGCUGGUGAAUGAGGGUGGCGCCUUUGACCGGGCCUCAGGCUCCUUCGUGGCACCUGUCCGUGGAGUCUACAGCUUCCGGUUCCAUGUAGUGAAGGUGUACAACCGCCAAACAGUCCAGGUAAGCCUGAUGCUGAACACAUGGCCAGUCAUCUCAGCCUUUGCCAACGACCCUGAUGUAACCCGGGAGGCAGCCACAAGCUCUGUGCUACUUCCCCUGGACCCUGGGGACCGGGUGUCCCUGCGUCUCCGUCGGGGGAAUCUUCUGGGUGGCUGGAAAUAUUCUAGCUUCUCUGGCUUCCUUAUCUUCCCACUCUGAGGACACAAGUUUUUGAAAGACAGUAACCCAGUCCCUGCCCCCUGCCUUCUUCCUCCCCUGCCCCAGAAACAGUAUCUUUGGGGCAAGAGAAAGGAUCCCCUUCUCAGACUGCCUGCCUACAACCCACCUCCUUGCAUGAGAUCUGUGCCAAAUACACACACCUAAAUAGAAAAGAGCAGCAAUGUGGUGUUUCCAGACCAGACUCCUCAUCACCCCCAACCCAGUUGUGCCCCCCUCCCCACCUCGCCUGUCUUUGUGACUGGAAGCCAGUGCUAUUUGGUGACAGGUGGCACAAGGAAGCCUGACAGGCUCCCACAGGGCCCAGAUGGAUCAGCUUCAGUCUACCCUGCAGGAUCCUUCCUGUGGGGAGUGCCAGCAUCAGGGCUUCAGCCAGCACCUUGUGGACAGGGAGGACUGCUUAGCCAUAAGCCCAAAUGUGGGAAGAGCCACAGAGCUGUCCAGAGCCUGUGGCUGGUAAGGCCAGAUGGAGGCUUGCACCUACCCUGAACAUCUUACACAUUCUACAGAUACACUGAAACAACCAGCAGCAAGGACCCUGGCUGUCCAUGUGUGUGAGGUCCCCAUGGACUCUGACGUUCAGGAUCUCCCCACCCAAAGCUGCGGGGGGGGGGGUGUUUAUUCUGAUCAACAGGAGAGCAGAGAAGGUGUACAGAGCCAGAGGUGGGCGUAGAAGGUCACUCAUGGACCAUAGGGUACAUCAGUGACCAUGUGUCCUCUUGUUUGGCCACCUCCUGGAGCUGCCUGACCUUUGAAAGUCUGAGUUUCAGUCACUCCCCACCCUGACUGCCACUCCUUCCUCCAGCUCUGUUAUCCUCACUGUACCUGCUACAACUUGUCCCCAUCAUUUCCUUUCCAACCCAGCCUCACUGUCUUAUUUUCCUUCUUAACCUUCCUUCACCUGGGAUUCCACAAUGUUGUCCCUCCAAACACCUUCCUCCCAGCAUCAUAGACUCACUAUUGUCCCAGUGUCCAAUGUUCCUGCAUGGAUGAAUCUAUCAAUGGAGCAACUAGAGAACUAUGGUUGGUGAAACGCUACAGGUUUUGUAGAAAGAACAUGCAGUUUGGAUCAGGAUUCAAACAGGCAGGGGAUGUGGUGCAGAAAAUUAUUGUGAAAUUGAAUAAUAAAAAAUGUCUAAUAAGAAUA